UUCGCACCGCAUGCCAGAAGGCGGGUUAUAGCAUCUCGAGCCGACGUAAAAGACAUCUGAAGAGUUCAUUUGACGUAUAGGGAAAGACAAGUACAAUAGGAGAUUUUAUUUAUUUUUUAGUUGUUUCUAGUUUUCUUUUUCGUAUUUGUCUCUCUCUCUCUCUCCCUGCUCUUCAUUAUAUUUCCGCCGCGCUCUCUUUCGGUUUGGCAGGAGUUCGAAACGUAUUAUUCUUUUUCCUUAGGUGGUUUUGUCAAUGGCAAAUUCAGUGAAGAGAGUUUUGAUGACCUCGAACGGAGAUGAUGUAUCGCAGAAUAUUGCUCUCACUUUAGCCAAACGGGGAUGCAGGUUGGUUUUGAUGGGCAAUGAGAACUGUUUGAGAAUAGUUAGGGAUAAGAUCAUGGACUCAGAGAAAGAUGUAUGGCCAGUAGAGGUGGUUGGAGUGGAUAUGGAAGAGGAGAAGGAAGGAGUUUUUGAUGACGCUGUGGACAAGGCAUGUGGGAUUUUGGGCCAUUUGGAUGCUUUUGUCCAUGGUUACACAUAUGAAGGAAAGAUGAAGAAUCUUCUGCAAUUAGAUGGAGAUGAGUUCAAAAAGAUAACAAAAAUAAAUUUCAUGGCUGGGUGGUUUCUUUUAAAGGCUGUUGCGAAAAGAAUGAGGGAUCAUCAGACCGGAGGCUCCAUUAUAUUCUUGACUUCGAUAAUUGGUGCUGAGAGAGGGCUUUAUCCAGGAUUUGCUGCUUAUGGUUCAUGUUUGGCUGGACUUCAUCAGUUGGUCAGGACAUCGGCCAUUGACAUCGGAAAGUACAACAUCCGGGUUAAUGCCAUUUCCCGCGGGUUGCACCUGGAUGAUGAAUACCCAAAGAUGGUAGGGAAGGAGAGAGCAGAGAAGUUCGUGAAGGAUGCUGCACCACUUGAGAGAUGGCUUGAUGUUAACAACGAUCUCUCUUCUUCGAUUAUCUAUUUUAUCAGUGAUGAUUCUCGAUAUAUGACAGGUACAAUUGUUCUUGUUGAUGGUGGUCAGUCUUUGACAAGGCCUCGGAUGCGCUCCUAUAUGUAGUAAGUCAUUCGGGUAAAUCUGAUGAAAUUGAAUUAUCCACUUUUUUUCAAUAGAUCUUAUGAAAAACUAAAAAUGACUUGGUUGAAUCAUGUUGAGAUUUAUCCCAACUUGAUUACUUAAAACCCAGCAUCACAAUAAUGAAUUAAGUGUUUAGAUUCUUAUACAUUUCAGAAUAUUACUUCUGUGUGA
Messenger RNA from Carica papaya (papaya), 1243 nucleotides. RefSeq names its product NAD(P)-binding Rossmann-fold superfamily protein. Lineage: Eukaryota; Viridiplantae; Streptophyta; Magnoliopsida; Brassicales; Caricaceae. The record is from RefSeq and is a predicted model, not a curated record.